Molecule: messenger RNA, 5127 nt
Organism: Zeugodacus cucurbitae (melon fly)
Lineage: Eukaryota; Metazoa; Arthropoda; Insecta; Diptera; Tephritidae
Gene: DopEcR
Product: beta-2 adrenergic receptor
Exons: 5
Coding region: 2932-3900 (322 amino acids)
Biological process (GO): G protein-coupled receptor signaling pathway
Cellular component (GO): membrane
Molecular function (GO): G protein-coupled receptor activity; peptide binding
Source: RefSeq, a predicted model, not a curated record
GUGCUCAGUUGAUGUUGAGGCCCAAAGCGGUUAAGUCGGGCGCGAAAAAGGAUACACGCAAAGCGGAGAAUGUGCGCGGUUGAGGCAAUGGUUGGUGGAGGAAAAUUAUGUGUAACCAAAAAAGUAAAUGAGCUCUAUAUAGUCAGCCUUCACUGCUGCAGCCGACAACGCUGCUGUUGCUGCUGUCGCCAUUAGUGAAAAGUGCCAAAAAUAUAAAAAAUCGAUAGUUUAAAUGAUUUUGUAGGCGAUGGCGAUUGAUUGCAAGAAGAAUGUAAUAUAAAUCAAGUAGUGAUGAAUAUUCAUUUCACAUAACUGUAAAAAUUACAAAUAAGUUCCUUAACUUGUUUAACUUGUAUCCCCGGGAACAGAUACAUACAUAUAUACAUGUAUGUAUAUAUAUAUAUGAUUAUACCUACAUAUAUACACAUAUGUAGUAUGUACUUACAAAUUGGUGCGCAGGUAAAAAAGUAAAUGUGGCGAACUAAGCUCCAGUUGGAACGACUAACGACCAGACCAUCGGCAAUUAGCGUGGGUGGCGACGCUUCAUGGCCAAGAUGUCAUCCAGCACAGGUCACAAUUGGCGUUUAACUGGCAGCGAUUGGAAUAAUUAAUUUCGUAAAAUAAUAGGUUUUAUUGAAAAAAAUAAUUAAGAGUGACGGAAGAAUUCACUUAAGAAAGACCAACAUACAUGUAUUGAGCCCGAACAAGAGUAUAGCCGUAUUAGUGAAACAAGUAAAAGGAAUACAGGAGUGAUAAACAAUGAAUUGCAGGAUUUCGCUUUAAAUUUAUUUCUACAGUCCGAAAAAGACUCAUGUGUCAUAAGAACUUUAAUUCGUUACUUUCCUUCAGUAUUUAACUAAGAUUUAAAUAAUUAAAUUAUAUCACAAGAGAAUAUGAAAAGAAAAAGCUUAUUGAUUCAGGCAAACGUCUGAACUGAGAAGUAUCUGUCGCAGAUACAUGAGCAGUAAGAAGGAAAGCGACAAUGACGGCCAAAGCUUGGUGCUCAAGAAAUACCCUUUCGUUAACUCUAUCCAAUUUUCCUCACAAAUUUUAUAAAAGUGCGUUUUUAAUUCCAGCGUAAUAUGCAAAGAGUGUGCUUUGACUUUUUCGUAAAACAGUUCAUAUAUUGUAAGCGAAAAUAGCGUUAUGUGCAACGAUAUUCACUUAAUACGCUCUAAAGGAUUGGCCGGUGUACUAAAUUGGUAAAUGUGAGCGUUGACGUAGCUCACAAGAAGCAAACACCUGCACUAGACGGAUACUGGUUAGUACGAGAUCACUUGUUUCAACCGAAUAGGAAAGGCCAAAAUCAUCAUUGUCGCAUUGUCGGUGAUAUGUGAGCUUAUUAAAAGUGAACACAUAUGUGUUGAUUGAAAUUGUCCGAAAAUAUGUAAAGCAAUAUAAGGAGUACACUUCAGCAUCGGACUAAAAUCGGCGUUACCACUAUAUGAUACAUCCGUACUACAAGUAUCUAGUGUUAACAUAUAUUAAACAAUAACAACAAUAAACAAAAACAACAACCACAAAUAUUUAGGUGCUGUGCUCUAUUUAUUAUACAAACAUAUUAUAAAUAUAACCGUAAUAAAAAGAACUCACUAUCAACCGUUGCAAUUGAAAGGUUUGCUCAUUGGAAGCAACAAAUCAAAUUCUUCCAUAAUUAAAACGCGUAAAAUUACAAUUAAGACAUUUUAUUAAUCCGACACAGACCAUUCACUGUGCUAGCAAUAGAUGUAUGUAUGUAGUAGUUCAUAGUUAUUACCAAAAAGUUUGAAUUUUAACUCGCUCUCGCGAUAUUUAUGUACUUUGAAAGAUGCAUUUGAAAUGAAAGGUUCCCUAAACACCUUCAAGUUUACUAAUCUAAAGUACUUUAAUUAGAAAUCUUUUAAAACAAACAAACAAAUAAAAAUAAUAAUAAUAUUAUUAUUAAAUAAAAAUUAGAAAUGUGAACAUACAAGAAUUAAAAAUGCGACAUUUAUUAUCGCAAAGAUAUUAUAGAGUUAUGUAUUUCAUAAAUGAAAUCAAAAGCAUUGCAUAAAUCAUAUGAAACUAAUGCCCUUAAUCAAAGUGUUGUGAAUUUCGAAUGAAAUCGGAUAUUAAAUAUAAUAAAAUUAACCAAUGCAUAUUGAAUUGCAUCUGUUUUAACCAUUUUAAUAGAUAAAACAACACAAUAUACAUACUAGUAUGUAUUUCAUGCAAUUUAAAAAAGAUAUGUAAUCAACUAGCUAAACCAAACACUAUCGAGCUUCAGAGGACUAACGCGACACCGCACAACUGCGCUGAAUCUAAAUUUAAACAAAUUUAAAUAGAAGCAUCUUUUAACGAAACCAAACAGACAAACCAGCUAAAAUUAAUAUAAAAACGCAUAUACUCAUUAAAAGCGAAGCACAUCGAAAUUGAAAUUUCCCUCAUAAAUAUCCUCAACCUUCAACCUCUGCGACGAUAAGAAACUCCUUCAUCUUUGUUUGAACCAAUAAUCCUGCAUAGUGUUACAUACGCGUAUACUUAUGUAUGUAUGCACUCGUAGAUGCAUGUGCUUUAACGAUUAGUAUUCGAGUGCAUAUGUGAGUGCAGGUUAAGAAAUAAUUUGCCGAGUGCAGCCGUAUUUGGCUGUUGUCCAAAUAGGCUUCACUUUAACAAUAACACUUGCCCUUCGAAAUUUAAGGGAGCGCACAUUCGCGCACAUACAUACUGCUCUAGCGGGAAGCGACCUUCGCGUGCACUGGAGCUUCGUGCCGACUAUACUUUGUUAAACCCUUCGAGUGUGGUGAGACAACUGUUGGGAAGCAAGAGGUGAAAACAGCGAGUGCAAGGUGAAGACUAAAUAGCAACCCCAUCGCUUCGGAAAGCGGAGAGCUGAAAAUCGAAAUGAAGACGUCAUGAGCGAAUAUAAGGAAGACUUUGCACGCAUCUUUUUCCUUCACAGGUCAUCCGAAAAUGCAGGAAAUGAGUUACCUGCAAGAUAAUUCCAAAUUGGAGGCACUUACGAAAGCUGUACUCAUCUCCAUUCUUGGCGUCGCUAUUGUCAUAUCGAACCUACUCAUUAUAGCCACUUAUGCGAACUUUAAAGGUCCCACAGAGGUCAUCAACUAUUAUCUACUCUCGCUGGCUGUUGCGGAUCUACUUUGCGGUUUAUUGGUUGUGCCCUUCUCUGUGUAUCCUGCAUUGACUGGAGAAUGGAUGUAUGGCGAUAUUGUGUGUCGUUUCACCGGUUACCUGGAGGUGACACUGUGGGCCGUAUCCGUGUAUACCUUCAUGUGGAUCUCUGUGGACCGAUAUUUGGCGGUCCGGAAGCCGCUUCGCUAUGAGACUGUGCAGACAAAAACCAGAUGCCAAUGUUGGAUGGUGUUCACAUGGAUAUCGGCCGCGCUACUUUGUUGUCCACCGAUUCUUGGCUACACGAAGCCCAUCACGAACAAUGUGACACACAUUUGCAUGCUUGACUGGGGCAAUAUGACGGCGUACAGUGCGACUCUGGCGAUUUUAGUUUUAGGUCCUAGCGUUAUAUCCAUAGUACAUAAUUAUGGUUACAUUUUUGUAAUGAUGCGAAAACUUAAAUCGGGCGAACCUAUACAUGACAAAGAAUAUGCAACCGCAUUAGCUGAAAAUUUAUCGAAUCCUAGUCAUAUGAUGUCAUUCGUAUUAGUGUUUGCAUUCUGGAUGUCGUGGUUGCCAUGGAUGGUGCUGCGCUUCUACGAAGUGGUGACCGGUGAUGUUAUCCAAAGUACUCUUAUUAAUUUUCUGGUCGUUUGGAUUGGCGUGCUGAAUUCAUUUUGGAAAAUCAUCAUUAUGACCAGUAUGUCGCCGCAAUUUCGGAUCGCACUUAGAGUAUUUUGUUUAACAAUUUGUUGCAAGACUAAGGGCCGUUUGCAAGCGGAACUAAUCGGAUUGGACCCAGAUGACUAGAGUCGUUAGAUUUUCCACAGUAUGAACGGUUAAAUUAAUUUUCACAAUUGGCUUACCUUUCUUUCGAUUUUCCUAACAAAUUCAAUUACAAUCCCGCAUUGUAAUUCGAACUUUCAAAAAACAUCAAGAUGAAACACAUCUUUAUCAAUCAGAAACAAUCCAAUUGAAUUAACAAUACAUAUUGAACUCAGUAAGUCAAUAUACGCAAUUGUAUGCUUGAUCUAUGCAAAUUAUGUAGAAUGGAUGUAAUUCAAAUGUGAAUUUUUUUUUAAAUAUUCAAUUCUGUGAAAAACUUUGAGCAUAAAGCGGUGGCAAUGAUAAAAACUACAACAUCAAUAGUAUAUAUAGUAUAAUACAUAUGAAUGUAUAUUCAUAAAUUUACGUAUGUAUGUAUCAACAUUUGUAACGGUGGUUGUACAUGUGUAGGUACAUGCAUAUGGAAAUUUGUUAAAAUCACCUAAAUUUCCCUAUGUAAAUUCACAAAUGCAAUAUACCCUAACCAAAAAUGUUUCUUUGUUUUUUUUUUUUCAUAACCGUAACCACAUACGAAUAUAUAUAACUUAUUCUCGUAAGUUAGUUACCUUACAUCGUAAGUUGAAUUAUUCAAAUUUAAGUUAGCUUAAGAUGUAGCCGUUUUGACAAAUCGAUGCGCGAUUCGAAAAGUGAAUGUAUCGUAAUAUAUGUACAUACUUGCAUAAUAUUUACACAUAAACACAUGUAUGCAACUACAUAUAAUACAUUUUUCGCUAAGCUCUUUUCAAAGUCAUAGAAACAUACGAGUAAAUACUACAUACAUACAUCCCGUAUAUGUAGAAAAUUAUUUCAAAAAUCGUAUUGCAUAAACCACUUCAUAUGUUAUACUCGUAUAUGUUUUUGUAAUUGUGCAUUUAUUUGCAUAUAAAAUCACAAUGAAAUCACACUUUUAUAGAAUUCCCUUUAUUUAAAAUUACAAUAAUUAUUCUUUAUUAUCAUAAGUCGGAGAGUUUUUUGAUUUAGAUAGGAGAAGUGGUGUUUGAAAUUCCGAAAAUUCGGGUUUAUUCUGCUUAAAGCCAAAACUAAACUCUAAAACAAAGUACUCGAAUUAAUUAUUUCCACAUAUUAUUGUUGUUGGUAUGUAACCCGGAAAUAUUUUGAUAUAUUUUGUAAUAGUUUUUAUUUAAAUUUUUACACUUCAUGGCCUUCUGGAGGAGGGCAAUGUAGCUGAUGUGUAUAUGUACUAUAUUCAAA